AUGGCAAGUAAAAUCAGCGCAUCUAACUCUCGGGAUCUUCAACCAGUAGAAACAUUAAAAAAUAAAGAAAAUACUCGACUCAUUUGGCUUGAUGGCAAUAUUGAUGAUUCUAAAGAUUCGAUGCAUACGCAAAAUCUUUUACUUGAAUUCAAUCCUGCUGCUCAAUUCUAUACGGAUAGUACACGAUGUGUUGAUUUUGUUAAGUCAAUACAAGGCGAACAAAUUCUACUUAUAAUCUCUGGAGCAUUGGCUCGUGACGUUCUUCCACAAAUUAGUAGACUUCGAAGUGUCAUCGCUGUUUUUAUCUUCUGCAGAAACCGUGAAUUUCACGUAAAACUUAUGUCUGAAUAUUCAAAGAUAGUGGAUAUCUUCAUCGUUCAAGGCGAGCUACUACGGUUACUUCGCGACACAAUGACAAUUGUAGAGAAACAGGCUUUCACGUUCAGUCUCUUUGAUCAAACACAGAAAUCCACAAGAGAUCUAUCUAAAGAUUCAGCUUCCUUCCUGUGGAAUCAACUUCUACUUUAUGUUUUAAAAAAGAUGCCUCAAGAUGAUCAAGCCAAGAAUGAAAUGUUGACAACAUGCUCAAAUUACUACGCAAUGAAUAAGAAAGAGUUGAACAAAAUCGAACAAUUUCGUAAGUCCUAUUCUCGUGAACAAGCAAUAAAAUGGUACACAGAUGAAUGCUUUCUCUACAAGCUACUUAACAAUGCCAUACGUACGGAAGACAUUGAUUUACUUUAUGCAUUUCGCUUCUAUAUAAUCGAUCUAUGUCAUGCAUUGGAAAAAGAAAGCGAGCAACUGAAGACGGGUGGUGUGUUGAAACUUUAUAGAGGUCAACACAUUCCGAACGGAGAAUUCGAGAAAUUACGCAAGGCUACUGGGACUCUCAUUUCUACCAAUGGAUUUUUGUCAACGUCAAGAAGUAUUGAUGUAGCAUUGGGUUUCAUUCGUCAACUGCCAGUAAAUGACGAUAUGAAACUUUGCAUCUUCGAAAUCAACGCUGACCCGAAUGUAACUGCAGUCGUGUUUGCAGACAUUGAUAAGUACAGUAAAAUGCAGGGAGAACAAGAAGUACUCUUUGGGCUGAAUUCUACAUUUAAGAUUGAUCAUGUAAAAAUGGAGAAAAAACUAAAUGUGUGGAAGAUUGGUUUGAGCACAACGGCAGAAGGAUCAACUCGUAUUGAACAGUAUAUGAAACUGCAAGAAGAUCAGUUGCAACUGAUAAGUCCUUUAGUGUCCUUUGGAUGUCUUUUACUUAAUGAAUUAGGUCAAAUUGAGCGGGCAAAAUGUUAUUUUGGCAAACUACUGCACAGUCUACCAUCAGACCAUCCGGAUAUCGCGUCCAUCCAAAACAAUCUUGGUAAUGUGCAUCGACAAACAGGCGAAUUGAAUCUGGCGCUAAAAUAUUAUGAAGACGCUUAUCGAAAACGUCGAUCGACAUUGUCUGAAAACCAUCCACUUAUCGCUGGAUCGUUACACAACAUUGGACUGAUUUACAAAGAUAAGGGAGACUUUGAUCGCGCACUUGACUAUCUUCAUCAAAGUUUGGCUAUUGAUGAGAAGAACUACCCUGGUGAUCAUUCCAGCAAGGCUAUCACCCUUCAGAAUAUCGGUCUUGCAUACCAAUCAAAAGGAGAUAUUGAUAGUGCACUAGCCUGGCUCAAGCGUGCUUUUCACAUGUAUACAAGAGUUUUACCAGCUCCACAUCCGUAUAUCGCUAGUGCUCUAGGAAAUCUUGGGUCAGUCUACGAAAAAAAAGGAGAUCUGGAUCGUGCUAUCGACUUUUAUCGUCAACGUUUGGAGAUGGCAGAAGAAUGUUUACCACCAGGUCAUCCUGAUCUCUCUUCAUAUCUGAACCGAGUAGCUCAAACUUACAAGAAGAAGAACGAUAAGAAGACGUCAUUAAUGUUUUGUGAAAAACAAUUAGCUUCACAGAAGACAAUUCUAGGGGAUAAGCAUCCACGAAUUGCUUCGACGCUCAUGACAAUAGGCGAUAUCUGUGAAGGUGAAGAGACACGUCGAUACUAUGAAGAGGCUUUAUCAGUCCUCGAAAAUUGUACUCCUUGUAGCGAAUUAACACUCAUUGAUUGCCUCACAAUGCUCGGUGCCAUCGCUCUUGAUGACGAAAGAUUGGAAGACGGUAUCGCUCAUUGGAAAUAUGUUCUAGAUGUUCGACGUCGAAUUCAUUCUUCUGAUCACCCGGCGAUUGCUGAGCAGCUACAACGUUUAGGAGAAGGAUAUUUUCAAACAGUGCAUAACUAUCCAGAAGCGUUUCGAUAUUUCUCGGAAAGUCUGACCAUCUACCGAGCAAACUACGGGGAUCAACACAAAGAUGUCAUUGAAGUGAAAGAAUAUCUCCGACAAGUGAAAGAAAAAAUGGCCGACUCUUAA
Rotaria socialis is the source of this 2394-nucleotide messenger RNA. Lineage: Eukaryota; Metazoa; Rotifera; Eurotatoria; Philodinida; Philodinidae. The record is from the annotation of a GenBank genome assembly.